CUUUUCACCACCCGUCAUCGUCGCCAUCAAACAUCCCUCAAGUGUCCUUCGUUGACUAGGUCUGUUGACUGCUUUGUUCGGAGACCUCGCAGUUGAGAUAGAACCGAUCCCCUUCCUGUCACUCCGUACACCCCCCAUUAUCGGCCUCUCAUCAUGGCUCUCGACAACUUUUACCACAACAAAAUUGAAGCUCUCAAGCUUGAGAUCCUUCAAGGCCAAGCCGUCCUGCGCCGGUUAGAAGCACAACGAAAUGACUAUAACUCAAGAGUGCGACUUCUACGAGAAGAGCUGGGCUUGCUACAACAACCCGGGUCUUACGUAGGCGAGGUCGUCAAGGUCAUGGGCACCAAGAAGGUACUGGUCAAGGUGCAUCCCGAAGGAAAAUACGUUGUCGAUAUCGCCGACAGCGUCGACAUCUCCAAAUUGACCGUCGGAAAGCGAGUCUCCCUUCUCUCCGACUCUUACAAACUCGAAAAGAUGCUCCCUUCAUCCGUCGAUCCUCUAGUUUCCUUGAUGAUGGUCGAAAAGGUUCCAGACAGCACUUAUGACAUGAUUGGUGGACUCGAUCAACAGAUCAAGGAGAUCAAGGAAGUCAUCGAGUUGGGUUUGAACCACCCGGAACUUUUCGAAUCUCUUGGGAUUGCUCAACCCAAAGGCGUCCUUCUCUACGGGCCGCCAGGAACAGGCAAGACACUCUUAGCACGAGCUGUGGCUCAUCAUGCCGACUGCAAAUUCAUCAGAGUGUCCGGAUCGGAACUGGUACAGAAAUACAUUGGUGAAGGGAGCAGGAUGGUGCGAGAACUUUUCGUCAUGGCCAGAGAACACGCACCCAGCAUCAUCUUCAUGGACGAAAUCGACAGUAUAGGCUCCAGCCGUGUGGAAGGGAGCAGCGGUGGAGACUCGGAGGUACAACGCACCAUGUUGGAACUGCUGAACCAGCUGGAUGGCUUCGAACCGACCAACAACAUCAAAGUCAUCAUGGCAACAAAUCGACUUGAUAUCUUGGACCCUGCGCUCCUCCGACCGGGUCGCAUCGAUCGCAAGAUCGAGUUUCCGCCGCCGACUGUCGAGGCCAGAGCCGAUAUCCUGCGGAUCCACUCCCGGAGCAUGAACUUGACCAGAGGAAUUGACCUGACGAAGAUUGCCGAGAAAAUGAACGGUUGCUCCGGCGCCGAACUCAAGGGCGUAUGUACAGAAGCAGGCAUGUUCGCGUUGCGGGAGAGGAGAGUCCACGUCACGCAAGAAGAUUUUGACCUGGCAACGGCCAAAGUCCUCAACAAGCAUGAUGACAAGGAGGUGUCACUGGGCAAGUUAUGGAAGUGAGUUCCAUGCUGUAUUCAUGUCGGGUCUCCUUUUUUCCCUCUGCAGAGCGUCCAGUGUAACAUUAGCGGGGCAAUCAGAAAGGAAAGGAUAGAGAUUUCCAGGCGGCCACAUAUAUCCGAGCAUGUUGGUUUGCCGGAUUCAAAACAUUUCUUGUCUAUGUUCUAUCGUCGUCGUCGUCGUCUUCUUCUUGGUCGCGUACCGCGUCCACUAUCUUUCCAGUUGGCCUUAUAUGCCAGAAGUCGCUGAACCGAGAUUGGGCCAUUAUUGAUCUAUUCGACUCUCGCUCACUCAGUGCUCGUACUCCAUCCGCCCCUUGAUGAAGCCCCAGAACUCCUGC
Molecule: messenger RNA, 1660 nt
Organism: Cladophialophora immunda
Lineage: Eukaryota; Fungi; Ascomycota; Eurotiomycetes; Chaetothyriales; Herpotrichiellaceae
Product: 26S protease regulatory subunit 8
Exons: 2
Coding region: 154-1323 (389 amino acids)
Biological process (GO): proteasome-mediated ubiquitin-dependent protein catabolic process
Cellular component (GO): proteasome regulatory particle, base subcomplex
Molecular function (GO): proteasome-activating activity; ATP hydrolysis activity; ATP binding
Source: RefSeq, a predicted model, not a curated record